Molecule: messenger RNA, 2513 nt
Organism: Mycotypha africana
Lineage: Eukaryota; Fungi; Mucoromycota; Mucoromycetes; Mucorales; Mycotyphaceae
Exons: 4
Coding region: 73-2346 (757 amino acids)
Molecular function (GO): glutamine synthetase activity
Source: RefSeq, a predicted model, not a curated record
GUUACUUUUUUAUUAUUAUUCUUCUUCACUUUUAAUUUAACUAAAUCUGACAUUUGGAGAAUAGAACAAAAGAUGUCUCAACAAGCACGUAUUGAUGUUAUAAGUGGUGCCUAUGGAAGAGCCAACCGUAAAAUUGAAUUUCCCAAGAAUGCUUCCGGCAAACACGAAUCUAUGUCAGACAUCUUUGGCACCAAUGUCUUUAGUAUCAAAAAGAUGGCCAAGAGCCUUCCCAAGCCUGUAUUUGAAAAUUUCCGUCAACAAUUAAAAGGUGGCCACACGUUAGACAAGGUGACAGCCGAUGCUAUUGCUCAUGCUGCUAAAGUAUGGGCUCUUGAGCAUAAUGCUACUCAUUUCACUCAUUGGUUUCAACCCUUAAAUGAUACUACUGCCGAAAAGCACGAUUCCUUCUUAUCAUUGAAGACUACAUUUGACAAUGGACUUGCUGAAAUAUCCGCACUCGAGACCUUCUCUGGAUCAGAAUUAUGUCAGUCAGAACCUGAUGCUUCUUCCUUCCCUUCAGGUGGCAUGCGUACAACUUUUGAAGCUCGUGGAUAUACAGUAUGGGAUACAAAGAGCCCUAUGUUUAUUCAAGACGGUCCUCAUGGUACAAGAGUCCUUUAUGUUCCUUCAGUAUUUAUUUCAUACAACGGUGAGGCUCUUGACGAGAAAACUGUUCUCUUACGUUCAUCAUCGGUUAUCUCCAAAGCUGCUUUAGAUAUUCUUAAUCUUAUUGAACCUGCCAGCGAAGAUCAUCCUCGUGCUCAAAAUAUUUAUACAACGCUUGGUACGGAACAAGAAUAUUUCUUGGUCGACAGAGGACUCUACGCUCUGCGACCCGAUUUAAAGACGACAGGUCGUACUUUAAUUGGCAGUCUUCCAGCUCGUCAUCAACAGCUCGAAGAUCACUACUUUGGUAAAAUACCCACUCGUGUGUUGGCUGCCAUGAGUGAAGUUGAAUUGGAACUGGCCAAAUUGGGUGUGCCGAUCAAGACACGUCAUAACGAAGUGGCUCCUUGUCAGUUCGAAGCUGCACCUAUAUUUGAAGAGGCGAUGCUCGCCGUCGACCACAACCUCAUUACCAUGGAUGUGAUGCACCGCGUGGCCCACAAAUACAAGCUGAAAUGUCUUUUCCACGAAAAGCCAUUCAAGGGCGUCAAUGGUUCGGGUAAGCAUUGUAACUGGAGUCUUUCGACGGAUCGUGGCGAGAACUUAUUGAGCCCUUCUUCGACACCCGAGACGAACUAUCGCUUCUUGCUCUUCUUGGUCGCUGUGUUGAAAGGUGUGAUGGACCAUGGCGAUCUCUUGCGUACCACAGCGGCUUCCUCCUCCAAUGAUCAUCGUCUGGGCGCUCAAGAAGCUCCUCCUGCUAUUAUCUCUGUCUUCUUGGGCUCUGAAUUGACAGAAGUCCUGGAUGCGAUUGAGGAGAACCGUGCUGUGGAUAGAGCGGUGGCUGGUACAACGACAACACAAAUGCGUGUGCAAGGCACUACCCUGGACUUGAAAGUGGCCACCUUGCCCAAGUUGAACCGUGAUAUGACCGAUCGUAACCGUACUUCUCCUUUUGCUUUCACUGGCAACAAGUUUGAAUUCCGUGCUGUGGGCUCCAAACAAUCGCCUGCUUUCCCCGUCACGGUCCUCAAUUCGGCUGUUGCUUCUGCUCUUUUGGAGAUCAAGGAGGAUCUUUUGAAGCAAAUGGGCGACAAGGCCGUCGCCAGUGAAGAGGACAUCCUGGCCGUCAUCCGCAAAUACAUCACCCUGACCAAAAAGGUGCGUUUCGAAGGCGACAACUAUGCUGAAGAAUGGGUCAAGGAAGCAGAAAAGAGAGGUCUCCCCAACAUUGUCAAGAGUCCCGAAGCAUUCAAGCGUAUCCUUGCACCCAACAAUGCUGAGAUGUUGACACGUUUGGGUGUCUUUACCCAGGCCGAGCUGGAAUCUCGUUUCCAUAUUAUGAAUGAAAAGUAUGCCAAGGAGAUCAUCAUCGAGGCACAAACUUUGUGGGGCCUUUUAGUACAGCACGUUCUCCCUGCUGCUUUCAGUUAUCGUCGUGAACUUUCCGAAUCAGCGGCUGCUUUGAAACAGAUUGGAGCGGAAGCCGCCCCUGAGAUGAAAUGGUUGGCUCAGUUGAGCCCACUGUGCAGUGAUUUGGAGGAUAUUUCCGAGGAAUUGGAUCAGUUGUUGAACGAGCAAGCACCCAUCGAAGAUCCUGAAAAGGCGGCUGAACAUGCUUGUUAUAAGAUCUCUCCUGCUAUCGAGAAGGCGCGUGAAUUGUGUGAUAAAGUGGAGCGCCUUGUGGCUGAUAAAUACUGGCCAUUACCCAAAUAUCACGAAAUGUUUUCCACUCUUUAAAGGAGUGUUCCCUUGAAGGAUCCCUCGUAGGAUCCUAAUGUAGUUCCUUUUUGCCUUACUCACUAUGAAGCAUACCAUUACAUUCUCUCUCUCUCUCUUUCUUUAUUGUUUCUUUCUUUUUUUUUACUACUAUUUUUUGCAUGUUACAUCUCUAGAAUAAAUCAUCC